This is a messenger RNA of Cicer arietinum (chickpea), 1120 nucleotides long. The record is from RefSeq and is a predicted model, not a curated record. Lineage: Eukaryota; Viridiplantae; Streptophyta; Magnoliopsida; Fabales; Fabaceae.
AAGUGAUGCUAUUCUCCCAAAGAAGUUAAUAAUAAUUCCGUAAUAACUUGACAACCUUGCUAAUAAUUUGGAAGGAUUCACUCAAACAAGCUUAAAUUUUUUUGUAAUUGAAUUAGUGCUUAUUAAUUGCAUUGCUAAAGUGUAUUUUUGCCAUAUUUUAAACACAAGUAUGAGAGAUACAAUAAUUAGCGAUGCCUUCUUAUAUGCUUGCUUUCUACUGUCAGUUAUUCAACAGCAACUUCAUAAAGGCUGAAGACUUCGUGGUUAACAUCCGUUCCAAGGAAAGCAAAGGAUAUCUUCAAAAGAUUUUUUAAUAUCUAUUUCCUAAUUUAGACAACUACAUUCUUACCACGCUGUGCUGUGGGAUUAAUCUAUAUUUUUUUCCACCAUACCCGUUAAACAACACACAACUCCCUUUUUCACAUCUUUAUCUCUGGAUAAAAUUUUAGCAGAUGGACCAAAGAGAAAUCCAUCUUCAAAAUAUGGGCAUCUGCUACAAGCUCUACCAUUUUAUUACUAAAACUCUGGCGUCGCAAGUGUUGAAGACAGUGACUUUAGGGUGUUCUACGCAUUACAGUUCAACCUCAACUGCACCAAGGGGUUCAGAGACACCAUAUGAAGAUGGUAAUGAUAAGGAGUUCUCUCAUACACAAGGUCUCUUAUGUGACUCUAUUUAUUCUCCUGCACAGCAGGCUCAACAUAAGGAUACUCCAUGCAAGAACAUCGAUGAGAAAGUCAGAGAAAAUACGACAACUUUGCCGACGACACCCUUACCAAAAAGAAUAUCUCUAAGAAAAGUGGUAAGCAUAAAUGACAAUGUGGAAGAGAUUCUACCGGGUAAAAAGAACAAGAGGAGGAUCAAGUCCUUCCAAAAAUCAAGUUCCCUGGAUCAAGAAGAAGAACCAGAGCCUCUGCGAUCAAUUCUGAAAGUAGGUUCCGAUCUCAAGGACUAAUCCAAUUCCAUUUGUUGAUUAUAUAUUUCGAUCGUAACAAUACUAGCAGUAAUAAUAUAUGUUAUGAAACAGCAGAGUAGCUGUUAUGAAUGUGGUGUGUAUAGCCUUACAAUCUCUUCAUGCAUUGGGAAUUCCAUAACUACAAGUAGCUUCUUUCUUUGUGUUAA